AGGAGAGUGAGAGACAGAGUAAGAGUCGGCGAAAGAUAUGAAUGGGAGUGGAUCACAACAGAAUUAUUCUUCAUAUAUUUAUUAACUACUCCUGUCACUUGUAAUUUGGGGAAAUUGUGAAUUGAAUGAGAAAGCCGCCUACUUUACUUUCGCUAACUAUAGAUAUAGCUCUUCUUAACCUUUCCCACAUCUCCGAUCUCUCCUUUUUGCCUGACCACGUUCUCCUUGAACUCUUUCUGAGAACUUUAAGAGCAGGGAAACUAACUGAGAAGAUCUUGAAACUGUUUGUGGCUACUGGCAAAGACGAGAUACUUUCUUUGAUCAGUGAACUUAAUAUUCAACUUAUUCUAACUCCUGUACUUCCCACCAGAUGCUCUGAGAAAUUUUGACGCUAUCUGGCAUUCCUAAAGCACGCUCAUCAUACUUGACUUGAAAUAGCUAGCUAUACUCGAGAGAACAAAAUCUUUUUCUGCUGCUGCUUUAAACUCCCAUAAGAUGGCUCAAGUCAACAUUAGAGAUGAUGAGGUGGACAUUGUGAUAGGCGCUCUCCACUUAGAUCUUACUUCAUUUAUGGAAGAUUGGAGAGCAGUCUUUUCUCGUUCCACCUGAUAAUUGUCCAGGAUCCUGACCUCAAAGGAGACCUUAAAAUUCCUGGAGGAUUUAGUUUUGAUGUUUAUAUGAAGUCCGAUAUAGAGAGCGUUGUGGGUCUUCUUCAAGUUCUGUUGUUUUCUCCGGCUAUUCAUGUCGGUAUUUUGGCUAUCUUGUGUCCCACAAAAAA
Coffea arabica (coffee) is the source of this 778-nucleotide messenger RNA. Its product is annotated as probable UDP-arabinopyranose mutase 5. The record is from RefSeq and is a predicted model, not a curated record. Gene Ontology annotation, biological process: UDP-L-arabinose metabolic process. Gene Ontology annotation, molecular function: UDP-arabinopyranose mutase activity. NCBI's taxonomy places the organism in Eukaryota, Viridiplantae, Streptophyta, Magnoliopsida, Gentianales, Rubiaceae. Gene Ontology annotation, cellular component: plasmodesma; cytosol; Golgi apparatus.